Messenger RNA from Hibiscus syriacus, 648 nucleotides. RefSeq names its product beta-amylase 1, chloroplastic-like. Lineage: Eukaryota; Viridiplantae; Streptophyta; Magnoliopsida; Malvales; Malvaceae. Bases 1 to 648 code for a protein of 215 amino acids. Gene Ontology annotation, biological process: polysaccharide catabolic process. The transcript is spliced from 2 exons. The record is from RefSeq and is a predicted model, not a curated record. Gene Ontology annotation, molecular function: beta-amylase activity.
AUGAGCUGUCGAACCGAUUUUAUUUCCGACUUCCAUGUAGUAAAAUUUUUCAAGAAAGAAUGUGGUGGUUGGAAUAGUGCAUAUGGCGAGUUCUUCCUUUCCUUGUAUUAUCAGAUGUUGUUAAAACACGGUGAGAGAAUUCUAUCGUCUGCGACAUCGGUUUUUGACGGCAAAGGUGUGAAGAUCUUUAUGAAAAUUUCUAGAAUCCACUGGCAUUACGGAACCCGAUCCCAUGCUCCUGAACUCACAGCAGGGUACUAUAACACAAGGUACCGAGACGGUUACCUCUCGAUUGCUCAAAUGCUAGCACGUCAUGGUGCCAUUUUCAACUUCACUUGCAUAGAGAUGCGUGAUCACGAGCAUGCUCAAGAUGCACUAUGUGCACCUGAGAAGCUGGUGAAGCAAGUAGCUUUUGCUACUGCAUCAGCGCAAGUUCCACUUGCUGGGGAGAAUGCAAUUCCCCGUUACGAUGAAUACGCCCACGAGCAGAUCUUACAAGCAUCAUCGUUGGAUGUUGAUGGUUCUACGUUCGAUAGAGAGAUGUGUGCAUUCACGUACUUGAGGAUGAACCCAUCAUUGUUUCAUCCAGAAAACUGGAGACGCUUUGUUGGAUUCGUGAAGAAGAUGAACGAGGGGAAAGAUAUAUGA